Messenger RNA from Cercopithifilaria johnstoni, 1416 nucleotides. NCBI's taxonomy places the organism in Eukaryota, Metazoa, Nematoda, Chromadorea, Rhabditida, Onchocercidae. The record is from the annotation of a GenBank genome assembly.
AUGGAAAGAAUUAGCAUACUGCUUAAAGCAGUCAUUAUUAUUUUAUUUGUUAAUUGCCUGACAUCCGAGCCAUCAUGCUCUGUUUAUGAUCCAUUCCGAAUACAGCUUGAUAAUAAUAAAUAUGAAAUUGGUGCAGCAUUUCCAUUACAUGACGAAGAUUGUAUGAAAUUACAUGCGGAAGCAGUUCAGGAUAUUGUUGCAGUUCAAUGGGCAUUAACUCACUGGAAUCAAAAUUUGAAUACUAACAAUUUGAAAACCAGUUUCUAUGCUGGUGACACAUGUUCAAAACCGAAAGAGGCAGUUUCGCAAAUACUCAAAUUUUUGGAUUCACUUGGUUUCUACGAGCCUGAUGAAUGCAGCACAGUAAAUCGAAAUUUCCGUCAGCUUCUUGGAUUGCUUUUGCCGAACGAUGCCGCAUCGGCAAAAACAGUCGCUUCAGUUCUCCAAACUACACCGUUACCAUUGUUGGCAUACAGUUAUGCAGUAGCUGAUGAAUUGGCACAAAUGAGUGUUUCUAAUUUUGCUACAACUGCGCCAACAUUAACAGUUUUCAUCGAUGCAUUUACAAGGCUUAUGAAAAACUUGAAUAGCAACUUGGUAGCAAUCGUGAGAAGAACCAAAGAUGAAAAGCUAAUAAGUCGCCUUCUAAGCAGAUUACGACAGGAAAAUAUUUUCAUUUCCGAGCUGAUCUAUCCAGAAACUCCAAAUUUUGAACAGAUUAUUCGAGAUUCAGAUAGCCAAAUUAUACUUACGUUUUUAUCCAAAAAGGAGAUUGGAAAAUUACUUGCUGAAAAAAAUUUUGGAGCUGAUAAAACAUGGAUUGUGAUUGAAUUGGAUACAGACAAGCAACCUGAAAGAAAACCGCCAGAGUUUAUGAUAGAUUCAGAUGUUCAGAUAAUAUACUUGCGUCAACAAAAGCGCGAUUUACCUCAGUUCAAGAAUUACUUUUUGCGAUUAUUAAAAAACAACUAUCAGUCCUAUCCGUUACUCAGUUCGUUCAUGCAGCAGAUGUGCAACUGUACUGUAUCGAAUGAAAAUAAUAAUAACGACUGCUCUAAAAUUGAUGUUCAAACGAUGGCACUUAAUUACAAGCAAACAUCAACUGCCGAAUCUAUAAUCAAAGCCGUUUAUGCUUUUACCGCUGUUUCUACUAGACUGGAGAAAAACCCAGUAGCAUUAGCACUAUGUGCUAAACCAUCCUCAAAAUGUACGGAAUUAAUUAUGACUGAAUUGGAAUCAUUGAUAUAUGAAUUUAAUGCCAAUGAUCCAGCAGAAUUAGUUCGCACAAAUUUGCAUUUUUACUGGGAAUCAAACACAACACUGAUGUCAAAUGGGAUUGUGAUUGAAGGAAUAGAAAUGAUUAAUAACGAACAGCUAGGUGUUAUGGAAGUUAAGGUAACCAUCAUAUAUUAUUAA